UAUGAUCUUGAGGAAUCCGGUCGGCACAAUCUUGAGGUCAUCCAUGACAUUGCUGCUUCUUUAUACAACCAAAGUAAACUUCUGGAUAUCAAUUUUAUAUUAAUGACAACUUUGAAUUCUAAGUGAGUGAAAGGACUUUAUAUAAUAGCUUCCAUCUCAAAUUGCUUAUAAAAAAACUCCACCACAUAUUGCACCAAUAUUCACAGCCAAACAGCCAAGUUCAGUACCCAAAAUGGCAGAACAAGAAGUGAAGCUAAUUGGUAUGUGGGCCAGUCCUUUUAAUCGCAGAGUAGAACUAGCCCUGAAACUAAAGGGCAUCCAAUAUCAGUAUAUAGAGGAAGAUCUUUCCAACAAGAGUCCUCUGCUUCUCAAGUACAACCCAAUUCAUAAAAAGAUUCCUGUGCUUGUGCACAAUGGAAUAUCAGUUGCAGAAUCACUUGUAAUUCUCGAGUACAUUGACGAAACCUGGCAAAACAAUCCCAUCCUGCCUAAGGAUCCUUGCAUUAGAGCCACAGCUCGUUUCUGGGCUAAAUUCGUUGAUGAAAAGAUACUGCAAACAGGUCACAAGAUUAGCAUGGCCGAGGGGGAGGACAAAGAGCAGCUCAUAGAAGAACUGGAUCAAAACCUGAAGCUCCUGGAAAACGAGCUAAAAGGAGAGGAAUUAUUUGGAGGUGAGAAGAUUGGAUAUCUAGACAUUGUGGCAUUUUUUGUAGCCCAUUGGUUUCAAGUAGCAAGUGAAGAACUGACGCAAAUGGAGGUCAUCAGCGAAGAGAAAUUACCAUUCUUACACAAAUGGCUGAGAAAGAUCCGAGAAAUAGAUGUGGUGAAGGAAUGCCUGCCUCCGAGAGACAAACAUGUUGCUUUUAUUAAAGCUCGUAUUGAAGCUGCAAAAUCUGCUCCAAAGUAAAGUGAAGGUUUUCAUUAUUCUACGUGCAUGCAAAAUCUGCCUCGAAAUAAAAAGUUCAAUUGAUGGAUGACGAGGAAGGUUCGAGAAUUGUGCUUGCCAAUGUUACUAUUUAUUGUUUGUGUUUAUAAGCUUGUUCAACCUUGCAAUAACUUCAGAAAUAAUGGUAAUAGAAUGAGUCAAUGAGAUAUUGUCUCUUCCAUUCGUGAUUUAUAUCUAGGAUUAUUCACCCUCUACUUAUGGCCUUUUUGUGUAUAGCUAGUUGUGGCUGGGCCAUAAAUUGCCCUUUUUUAUAAAACCUAGAGCCUUAUUUUCUUUA
Messenger RNA from Manihot esculenta (cassava), 1223 nucleotides. Its product is annotated as glutathione S-transferase U7. Lineage: Eukaryota; Viridiplantae; Streptophyta; Magnoliopsida; Malpighiales; Euphorbiaceae. Gene Ontology annotation, biological process: glutathione metabolic process. The record is from RefSeq and is a predicted model, not a curated record. Gene Ontology annotation, cellular component: cytoplasm. The transcript is spliced from 2 exons. Bases 233 to 907 code for a protein of 224 amino acids. Gene Ontology annotation, molecular function: glutathione transferase activity.